Molecule: messenger RNA, 8861 nt
Organism: Xiphophorus maculatus (southern platyfish)
Lineage: Eukaryota; Metazoa; Chordata; Actinopteri; Cyprinodontiformes; Poeciliidae
Gene: pex5la
Product: peroxisomal biogenesis factor 5 like
Exons: 15
Coding region: 468-2333 (621 amino acids)
Biological process (GO): protein import into peroxisome matrix, docking
Cellular component (GO): cytosol; peroxisomal membrane
Molecular function (GO): protein binding
Source: RefSeq, a predicted model, not a curated record
AAAACAUUUAGCCGAGAGAGGAGGGGAGGGGGAGACACGCUGGAGAGCGCUCACAAUGAAGACCUGAAUUGUCUUUAAUGUUUUAUUUUGUUUUUUUUUUUUUGUUUGUUUGUUUGUUUGUUUGUUUUUUCCUUAAAGCCAAUAUCUUGUUUAUUACAGAACGGCACAAAACUAUUAGGACGCAGUGAGGAUUCGACACCUUUUCUUUAAAGUUCGGUCCGGCGUCGCGCUUCUGAGUCAAAUCCUGGAUAAGCGCGGCGGGAGGAAAAGUGUCAGUUUCAGCACCUGAGAGGAGGAAAGCUCCACUCUGUCUGCUCCUUCUGGGAAACCCUGCCCCAAAAACUAUUCUGCCGCUUCUGAUGUGAACUGCCCCGGUCCGACAAGCUGCUCCCCCCUGCCCGCUGCAAGAGAGGAAGAAGCGCACAGAUCCGCUAAGGGAAGGAUCGGCGACCGACUGUGUGCUCAAUAUGUACCAGGGGCAUUUACAGGGGAAAGACUCUAGGGCUGCAGAUAAGACUGUUGCCAUGGUCCUGAAGGAGAUACCAAGUAAGGCGUCAUCAGAAGGGAAGCCCCUCCUCACAGUGACUACCAAGCUGGUGAGCGAGCAACAAGAGAGUCGGCCGCUAUUAAGCCCUUCCAUUGACGAUUUCCUCUGCGAGACCAAAUGUGAUGGGAUUUCCCGCCCAGUGACUUCCAACACAGCCGUUCUUUCUUCGACACUGGACCUUUUAGAUCUCAGUGAACCGGGAGAAAGGAGGAAUAGCAAGGACAAGAAAAGUGCUCUGGUGUCCCGGGGUGACAGUCAAAAGAACAGCUCACACAAGAAAAAGACAGAUGAGACAGAGCUGAUCCAGGUGGAAGUUGAACAGACAGGACCAGGCAUGCGAAACCCUGAGAGGGCAUCGCUUGAGUCAGUUACCAUUGGAUCGUUGGAUAAAUGGGAAGAACUUAAUCCCAAAGCUGAGAAGAAUGGCAACAGAAAAUGGAAGCUGGAGAGACGGCGCUCUUCAAAAAACUCAUCCAAUGAGUUCUUGUGGUCUAUAGACUGCAAAAUCCAAUCUGACUCAUCAAAUAAGAACUUGUUGGAAGCAAACACCAAAGCAGAGCCAGAAUCAGCCUUGGCAUCACAACUCAACAGGCAGUAUAUUAGUGGAAGACAUGCUCGUCUAACGAAGGAGCAGCGCUGGGGGAGUGCCCUCCUGUCAAGACAUCAGUCCCUGGAGGAGGAGUUUGAGCGAGCCAAGGCUGCUGUUGAGUCGGACACAGAGUUCUGGGACAAAAUGCAGGCAGAGUGGGAAGAACUGGCCCGACGAAACUGGCUGACAGAAAACGAGCAGGCACAAAUACCCUCAUCUGUAUCUCCACAUGAAAAGGGUUACUACUUCCACACAGAUAAUCCUUAUAAGGACUUGCCUAAUGCAUUUGAGGAGGGACUGAAGAAAUCUCGAGAGGGAGACUUGCCAAACGCUGUGCUUUUGCUCGAAGCAGCUGUCUUGCAAGACCCUCAUGAUUCAGAGGCCUGGCAAGUCUUAGGGACAACACAGGCAGAAAAUGAAAAUGAGCAGGCGGCAAUUGUCUCCCUCCAAAGGUGUCUGGAGCUCCACCCUAACAACCUACCGGCCCUCAUGGCUCUGGCCGUGAGCCUGACCAACACCGGCAUGCGUCAUGACGCCUGUGAAGCCCUGCUCCGCUGGUUGAAACACAAUCCCAAGUACAAGAACCUGCUGAAGGCCAAGAUCCAUCUGAUAGGCUCCCCCAACUCUCAGCGCAGACUGUCUUACGCUCUCAACGCGGGCCGACAUGAAAGCUCACUGCUGCCAGAGGUCAAGGAGCUCUUCCUGGAAGCAGUUCAGAACAACUCAGACAGCGUUGACCCGGAUUUACAGACGGGCCUUGGGGUCCUCUACAACCUCAGCGGAGAGUUCAACAAAGCUGUAGAGGCUUUCAAUACGGCCCUGUCAGUCCGGCCUGAGGACUAUUUGCUGUGGAAUCGCCUUGGAGCCACAUUAGCGAACGGCGACCGCAGUGAAGAGGCAGUGGAGGCUUACACGCGAGCCCUUGAGCUGCAUCCAGGGUUCAUCAGGUCCCGCUACAACCUGGGCAUCAGCUGCAUCAACCUGGGGGCCCACAGAGAGGCAGCCAGUAACUUCCUGACGGCUUUAAGUCUCCAGAGGAAAAGCCAGAGCGGUCAGCAGUCCCAUCAGGUGAUGUCUGGCAACAUCUGGGCAGCUCUGAGGAUAGCUUUAUCUAUGAUGGACCAACCCGAACUCUUCCAGGCCGCAAACAUUGGCGAUCUGGAUCUCCUGAUGAGGGCCUUUAACUUGGACUUUUGAGUAAUGGAUGGAAUGAGCUCUGUCAAUUGUUCUCUGAUCACUAGCCAGAAGCCAAAAGCCCAAAGUGCACAUGGUUUGAGUUAACACACCAGUGUGUGUGUUUAGUUUCUGCAUAUCAAAAUGAACUAAAAAGGUCAAACCCUGUCAUGUCUUCUCGCCCUAAAUUUCUUGAGAGCAGUUCGGAGGGCCGCUUCUUCCAGGGGUUCAGGUGGACUGCUUAGCGAUGGAAUUUGCACAGCAAUUUGUGAUUUCCCUAAAGAGCACAAGGACGGGCGAAGAUUGUAAGAGCAAUGCCUUAGAGGACACAUCAAUUAAAAACUGACUCAUGCAGUGGAACAGAGGUGAGCCAGGAGUGACAGCCAGAUUUAAGACUCCCACAGAGGAACCCUCACAAGCCAUUUGCAGCAGAAAAGAUGAGGUUUUGAGAGGAAGAUCUGUUGACUCAGGACUGUCUCUCCCCCUCUCUGACGGAUGGAUACUGUGAGCCGAACAAUAAAGGCUGCACCUUAUAACCCCGGAGCUCUAUAUUGUCUUCCUGGCUUCAUCUCCCCCUCUGUCAAUGGAGACUUAUUACUCUGCAUCAAAAAAACCUCGACAAACAUUUUCAGAAAUGGAGAGAUUAGAAUAGUUAUAGAAGUUUUCCCUUUGCACUUUUAGAUGACUUCCUCUAUCCAUGUGGAAUGCGCAACCCAGGUUGUAAAGCCUUAAUGAGAUGCAUGCGUCCAACAUUAUUUAUUUACACUAUUUUUAUGGCAACAAGGAACAAAAUAUAUCAAAGCCAUUUUCAGACCGGUUUAAAUUUCUUAACAUAAGUGCUGUUCUUAGAACCUGUACAUUUUCUGAUCCGCUAAUCUCAGUUCAGUUGUUUAUAUAUUUAUGCAGCUUGUAUGUAAUAUUUGUUGCUUUAAUGCUGACUGGCUGGAGGAAUGCACACAGUGAGCAGGUAAUAUUGAUUUGAAUCGUGUUUUGUUUUUUUUACCUUUCUCAGAGGGAAAAGUGCUUAUAUUUCUAAAAAUGUCUCGUCUCAGAGGCCCCUACAAAGAAACGCCUAAUUUUUAUUUAUGCUGACUGUAUUCAUUUCAAUACAGCAUAUUAACAUUAGAUUAAAAGAUGUGUAUUUGCAAGCCAGGACCCAAGACAGCAGCUUGAUGAAUUUCCUUAAUGUAAUCAUUCGUAUCUUUGCUGCUCCUUUUCCGGCAGCGAAGCUCAUUCAUUUAAUUAAAUCAGUUACCCUCAGCCAUCAUGCAUGAUUUCAAUAUUUAUAGAGGCUUGCGUAGAGUUGCACACAUUUGUUAGUUUGCUUUUACCAGAUUAAUAUGCAUCCAUACAAGGAAAAACUGAUUUUAUAAAUAAAUAAAUGCUGUUCAGAAGAUCAUUAUACAUUAUAAAAUACACUGAUGCUCCUGCUUAAGAUAAACCCUUUGCAGCACCUCUAAAUAUUUCUUAUGAUUUUCAGUUGUCAGCUUCCUUUUAGUCACAGUUUGAAAGUCACUGUGAGUUUAACGCCGUGCAGCUUGCCGUGCGGCGGCGGAGUGAAUGAUAGAUUAUCUGCUGUGCAGUACAGCUCACUUUGGUGUUUAUCGGUCGUGUCCGCAGUCCGGGUGCGCUGCAGAAAGCUUUUUUUUUUUCCUUCUUCUUAUUAUUGUCGGCUCCUAUGCAAAAGGUCACGUUUCAUGUUUGUCCCCCAUCUGCCUCAGUGGACCAAAGGGAAGUGUUGAUUCUGUGUUUUGAAUGAAUGCUAUCAGCGGGAAGCAGAGACCAGAACCAGAACCAUUCAUCUUCCUAACAGUGCAGCUGGGAUGACACACUCUGUGUUAGAAGGAGUGUUUUAUCAGGCGGCUGGGGGAGAACAAACACAAACCAGCUGAAGUGCAGCAUUGACACUGUAUGAAUCUGCGACAUAAUAAUGCAUCUGCGGCUGCAGCUGCACACACCAAAUUCACAGCUGUAGACAUUUUUUUCUUCUGUCAGCUCACUUUUCUCUUUGUUUGCAUAAGUAUUCAUACUUGUCACAUUACAGCCACAAACAUUUGCUUAUAUACAAACAAAAUUGUGUAUCAUUUUGAAGAGAAAGAAAACUGAUAGAUAGUUUUUGGUUAUUUUUUUACAAAUUCAAAUUAAAAAGUGCAACAUGCAUUUGUCCUCAGGCCCCAUAAAAAAUAUCAGUGUAAAAUCCAUUUUUACAAAGAUUGCAGCUGCAAAUCUUUAAGGCUUUCCUUUACCAGCUUUGAAAAGUUGCUAAUUAGUUGGGUUGGAUGGGAAACAUGCGCCAGCAACAAUUUUUAAGUCAUGCCUCAGUUGAUGCAGGAAUAGACUUUGACAGGGCCAUUCCAAUACAAAAAUGCUUUUAGCAAAUCAUUCCAUGGUAUCUUUGGUUGUAGGCUUUGCAGUUUUGUUAUUUUUUAUGAUUGUCUUGUAUUUAGGCUCUGUUCACUCUGAAGUAGCAUCAACAUACCCUGAUCUUACGUCUUUCUUUCAAGGUGACUAGCUUGUUGCCACUUGUUUGCAAAGACCAGUGCGACAUAUAAACAUAGUCUCCAAUCUGAGCUGUGAAUCUCCUCUGAAGUCACGUUGGUCACCAUGGCUGCUUUUCUGAUCAAUGCGCUCCCUCUCUGGCCAAUUUACGGAGGUCUGAAUUGUUUUGCAGCUGGGUCAAAUAAUUCCCCAUGAGAUGUUCAAAUUGUGGGACGUUGCUUAAAAACCUCACCCUACUUUUAACUUAUUUGAUGCGUUGCUUCAUUUCUAGGAUUUUGUUUGUUCACUAAUGUUCUCUAACAAACCUCGAGGCCUUCACAGAACAUAUGGAUUUAUAUAGAGAAGUUACACACAAGUGAUCUAUAAUAAGUAAAUUUGUAGCAUAGGGUAGUAGCAUAAAUGGGCUUAUGCUGUGUUAUUUUAUUUGUGAAAAUAACACAAACAUUUAUUAUUUCCAUUUGACUUCACCGUCAUGCAGAACAUUGUGUUUGUUGUCUGUCUUAUAUAAUCUGCGUACAAUUCGAUGAAGUUUGUGGCUGUACUGCAACAAUUCUCAAAGAUAUUUAUUUUACUUUAGGAUGCUAAAUAAAGUGAGUAUCACUUAAAAAGCAGCCACCUUCAAUAAGAUGUUCAGUGCCCAAAAAAACUUUUAAGAGGAAAUCACUUUAGUUGGAUAUCAUUUGCUCACAGUGACAUUUGCAUUACAAUUGAAAAUGAAACAAAAUUGUUUCAUUUCAAAGAGGCAUAUGAAAUGCAGGUUGAAUGUUUUAUACUUUGCAAAAGUAGCUUCUGGAAAGGCCUUGCAGAAAAUUAGGGGGCAAAUGUAUUUCUAACUUUAUGUUCAGAGAGGUUGGUACUCUUUUGGCAAGUUUAGUUUAGUUAUACUUAGAAACUUGUUGAGUUUUUAUAUAUAUUUGAAAUACUUACUAAUUUAGGAGUAAAGAGGGAGUUUUUCAACAGUUUCUGAUGCACCAACUAUUACUCAUGUUGUUUUCACUUAAUUAAUGUGUAAUCUCUUGUUUUGUGUAAAAUCAUCCCAAAUCCAAAUUAUUCUCAACAACUAAACUCCCCUUCCACAAGCUGAAAUGUUAACAUUUUUGCUUUAAUUAUAGCCUUUCCUCAUCAACUCAGUGAAAUCAACAUGACAUACAUUUUUCCCAGCACUUUGUUGCCCCAGUUUGGUUCAGCUUAGCUAUAAAACCAAGACAACAUUCGGGCAUUUUGACAGUUUUUUCCAGUUUAGAGCUAAUUGGAUUCUUAAUGAUACAAGCAUGGGAUUACAAGCAAAUGCAUUGUGCAAAUUGAAACAUGCAGUAAAAUUAAUUCAAUUUACUUUUUUUUUUUUAGCUCAGUCAAUUAAUAUAUUGACUUGUAAGUUACUUUGUUAUAAGAUUAAGUUAAAUACUAGUGAUGGUCAACGGAUGCUGCUUCCAGAAAUGUUUCCACUCAAAUCCAAAAUAUAUAUUUACAGAUGCCAUUUGUUAUCUUCAGUUGCAUCUUCUGGAAAUAAUUAUAAUAGUCAAGCAGUAAUGUCCCAAGAACACAACUACAAUAGUCAGAUGUGUGUGCACGAGUGUUUCUGUCAGCAGACAUGUUGUGUUUGGCUGCUAGGUAAACCUCUGCCUGUCUUCAUCCUAUGUCUUCUUUGUAAUAGCUUUACUUACUUUUAGAAAAGAAAAAUAUGUUCUUUAUAAUCAUUUUAUACACACAACUUGUUUCCAUUUGUCCUCUUUCUCAGCAGAACUGUAGAAAAAUAGUUGUGUUUUGGAAUUUUCUUCUUUUUUCAAAUCACAUCUUGGGCCUUCACUUUUUUAUUCUGUAACUUUGAAACAAAAAAAGGAGGAAGCUUUAAGCUCUGCCCUUAAAGUCAAGAUUUUUGCAGAAUUAGGUACCUCCUCAGGUGAACUGAAGUAGCAUAGUGCAUGCUUCUGAGAAACAUCAUGAGGAGAUAGCAUGUUAAUUACGGCACAUAAUUAUACCUUCAUUUUAAUGCAUGUAGGUGCUUGCUUAUGCUAUCAUUAAUAUAUGUAACAUUUAGGCAUAAGAAGAGGCUCCCUUGCAAUAUUUCUACAAUGUACUUAGCAUUAAACAAUAUCUAUAUAUCCAGUAUUUAUUCAGUACACGGUAUGUUCUAUGGCAUAAAAGAAGAAGUGCAGGGCUCACGCAGAAUAAUGAGGAUACAAAAAACAUUUUCAUAAAAAUCUAGGCUUAGAUCAUUUCCCUGCAGCUGUAGGCGAUCAUAGUUAUUAGACUGAAAAUUUUGAAACUGAUCACCAGGGGGUAAUUGAUGUAGUGAACCCAACCUAUAAAACUUUGCUUUUUGCCUCGGUUACUUUCUUAUCAUGCCAUGUUUGUUGCCGUAUAUAAAAACACUUUUUGCUUUUCUAUAAAGUUUGCAUGUUGCUUUUGCUGUGACCUCUUUUAGUGUAGUGCAAGCACAUCGGGACGAAGCGUGUAAAUUCGUCACGCUUCGUCACACACUGCUAUUUAUUUUUCCUACUUAACUCUUGUUUGAGGAAGUCCAUUCCUGCCUCUUUGAUGAAAAAACAAAUAAACUUGUAUCAAAUUAUACUGAAAUGCCUUGAAUUGGCUCUGUGACAUUAUAAAGAGAUGAGUGAAACAAGUCUGGCUUAAUAUAAAGAAAGAAGUGAUUUUAUAAAUCUAGUAAUCCUACCAGUUUUGGAAGAAUCCCACAAUGUUAAAAAAAAAAAAAAACUGAAUGGUAACCAGUUUGGCAGAGAAAAAAAUAACAAUUAUGUGAUAAAAGUUGUUUUUUUUUUUUAAUCAAAGCGACAGAAAUGGUCUUCCCUACUUGUCUAUCCCUCUGGGAGUAAAAGUUAAAUUCUCUACACCAAUAUGUGACUGCCUCCAAGUGGCCAAAUAAUUAUUAGCUGAUUUUUAUCAGAAAAUAGGUCAUUCCAUUUAGCUGUUGGAGCCACUUGAACCAUUCUGCAUGCUGUAGCAUAGCAUCACUAACAUUAUAUUGCUGAAGCAUUUAAGUAGCAUUUAUGUCAAAUUUGUAGCACUAGUGCCUAUCUGUGUCGUAUAUGACAUCUCUUAGUUGCAAUGCUCAUGUGAAAGAUUUUUUAUUUUUUUGACUUGUACAAAAGCUUUCUGGCAUUUCUUUGUUUAACUGGAGAUGAAAUUACACUUUACGGUAUCAGACGAGCAGGAAGCCACCAGUUGGAAAAACAAGGCAGAUAUGCAAUAGUGUGACAGGGUUUAGGGAUUUUAAAAAUGUUAUACUAAAUGUAAAGUAAAACUGCAAAGCAGUUUAUUGCAACUAUUUGAAAUAAUUUUACAUUCUUACAUUUACACCUAUCAUUGUUGCUUAUUCUACUUAAGAGAUUUAACACGUUUAAACACCUCUGUUUAUGCUUUUCACAGACAGACCAAAAGUUCACACAUGUAACUAGAAUAAAAUUAAAUGUCCAGAAAGACAUUUAAAAAAGCAUCUGCUUUAAGAAAGAAUGCAUUAUAGUACAAGAUUAAGUUAUUUUUUUACCUUUAUUAAAUAACGCAUUUUGUCAUCUUAAAUGUUUAUUCUAUAUUUUAUUAAGGCUCGAAUGCAUUUUAUGUCUCCAUAGAUGUAAAGAAUCUGUACUUUACAGAUGUAAUAAUGUAUAUGCUGGUUUUGUUGCGAUGUAACUUUAAAGCAUUUAAAAACGACUUAAAGCUGCCUGUAGGCCGCGGCUCAUGAACGUCAUUAACCCUUGCUGUUACUUUGUUGCAACAUGUAUAGUGAUAGUUUGCUUUAGCAAAUUUAAUUGAAGCAUCACAUUUGAAUAAAAACUAUAUUUUGAUGAUUGAAACUAGAAAUUAUAUACUUUCUAUACAUGCAUCCAUUUAUUAAACCACUUACUAUAAUGCUUGUUACUGAACUUGUAUAAUCACAAGGAAAGCAUUAGCACCUUUAACAACAAAGUAUGGAAGUAACCUUUUAAAAUAAAACUAUUGUUAUACAUUUUCUGCUUGUCUGUCUUUUUUGGGGUAUCUCAAGAAUCUGUUCUCGGGCUACUUUUAAUCUAACAUCAUUUGAUAUCCGGCUAUCGG